AUGGAGCCGAUCCUUCUCCUCUGCCUCUCUCUUCUUGCCCACGGGGCGGAGGCGGCGUGCAGAGAGGCCAGGUUCGGGGGGGCAGUUCUCCCGCUGAGGGCGCAGCAGCUGGUGCUGGCGCCUACACAGGCACCGCCAGCGAACAGGCUCCGGUUCCGCCACGACGUCAGCCUGACCGUGCCGGUGGCGGUGGGCGCGCCGCCGCAGAACGUCACGAUGGUGCUCGACACCGGCAGCGAGCUCUCCUGGCUGCUCUGCAACGGGAGCCGCGUGCCGUCCGCGUCCGCACCGCCACGGGCUCCGGCAGCGUUCAACGGGUCGGCGUCGUCCACGUACGCCGCCGCGCAUUGCUCGUCGCCCGAGUGCCAGUGGCGCGGGCGCGACCUCCCCGUCCCGCCGUUCUGCGCCGGGCCGCCGUCCAACUCCUGCCGCGUGUCCCUCUCCUACGCCGACGCCUCGUCUGCCGACGGCGUCCUGGCUGCCGACACGUUCCUCCUCGGCGGCGCGCCGCCCGUGCGCGCGCUCUUCGGCUGCAUCACCUCCUACUCGUCCACCACGGCCAACGGCAACGACGCCGCCACCAAGUCCUCGGAGGCGGCGACGGGCCUCCUCGGCAUGAACCGGGGCAGCCUGUCCUUCGUGACGCAGACUGGCACCCUGCGCUUCGCCUACUGCAUUGCCCCAGGGGACGGGCCCGGCCUCCUCGUCCUCGGCGGCGACGGCGCCGCCCUGUCGGCGCCGCAGCUAAACUACACGCCGCUGAUAGAGAUCUCGCAGCCGCUGCCGUACUUCGACCGGGUGGCCUACUCCGUGCAGCUGGAAGGCAUCCGCGUGGGCGCCGCGCUGCUCCCCAUCCCCAAGUCCGUGCUCGCGCCGGACCACACGGGCGCGGGCCAGACCAUGGUGGACUCGGGCACGCAGUUCACGUUCCUCCUCGCCGACGCCUACGCGCCGCUCAAGGGCGAGUUCCUGAACCAGACGACCGCGCUCCUGGCCCCGCUCGGCGAGCCCGACUUCGUGUUCCAGGGUGCGUUCGACGCGUGCUUCCGCGCGUCGGAGGCGCGGGUGGCCGCGGCGAGCCAGCUGCUCCCGGAGGUGGGCCUCGUCCUCCGCGGCGCGGAGGUGGCGGUCGGCGGGGAGAAGCUCCUGUACAGGGUGCCCGGCGAGCGUCGCGGUGAAGGCGGUGCCGAGGCGGUGUGGUGCCUGACGUUCGGGAACUCGGACAUGGCGGGCAUGUCGGCGUACGUGAUCGGACACCAUCACCAGCAGAACGUCUGGGUGGAGUACGACCUCCAGAAUAGCCGCGUUGGCUUUGCGCCCGCGCGCUGCGACCUCGCCACCCAGCGCCUCGGCGCCCGAGCAUAG
Messenger RNA from Miscanthus lutarioriparius, 1365 nucleotides. The record is from the annotation of a GenBank genome assembly. NCBI's taxonomy places the organism in Eukaryota, Viridiplantae, Streptophyta, Magnoliopsida, Poales, Poaceae.